Molecule: messenger RNA, 3964 nt
Organism: Halichondria panicea
Lineage: Eukaryota; Metazoa; Porifera; Demospongiae; Suberitida; Halichondriidae
Product: histone-lysine N-methyltransferase SETD1A-like
Exons: 11
Coding region: 223-3792 (1189 amino acids)
Cellular component (GO): Set1C/COMPASS complex
Molecular function (GO): nucleic acid binding; protein binding; histone H3K4 methyltransferase activity
Source: RefSeq, a predicted model, not a curated record
CCACGCCUACUUUAUCUGCGCUUUAUCUAGAACUGGCUGCAUACAAGUGGAUGUUCUCCUGGUGGUGAUAUCGGUGCCUCCUGGAUACCCUAGCCUGCCAUCGCGUGUGGAAUAGUCUCAAGAAUGUUCAUAUGUACAGAUAAAUCAACUGGCAGCUUUUAAGCUUAAGUGUGUCACAUUUAGUAACCUUUUGAGACCCAUCAAGAUCGUGCUACGCUAAGAAUGGCUGCAAAUGAUGCUGGGCAAAAGAAAAGAAACAACUACAAACUUUUAGUCGAUCCCGAGCUCAAAAAAGGCUCCAAAAAGAUCUACAGAAUCAACGGCAAAGACGUGCCAGGGUUUCCAUGCUCUGGUCCUCUGAGAGAUCCUAGGACCCAGAAGACGGUCCUAGGAGGGGCUACUGGGACCUGUGUGAAUAUGAAGAUACCCAGGUUCAAGUAUGACAGCUUCUGGGAGGGACCUUCACCAGAGAGAGAUGUGUUCAUCAUCGGACUCAACGAGACAGCUGGUGGGUCUGCCCUGAGGGAGACGUGUGAGGAGGCCGCUCCUCUCAACUGUAUCAAGCUGCAUCGUCACCCCAAGACUAAGAGCUUCCUGGGUGCCGCUACGGUGUGCUUUGAGGAGUGGGGUGGCGGGCGUAAGGCACUGGGUAGACUAGACGGAAAGAUUGUGGGAGGAUGCUAUCUCGGAGCUGAGCUCGAUGAUAAUGGAGACCACUUGAAGAAGUACUUGGACCCAGUGCUGAAGAACGUAGAGAAGAAGCCACGCACACGUCCACCCUCUCAAGACGGACUUGGUAUGGCUUCUGAUUCCGAUGACAUGAGAACUCGAAACGACUCAAUCUCUGAGAGCAUUAUCAGCGAAUCUGAGAUUGACUCAACAGUUCAAGCGAUGACCCCGCUAACUCCCACCACCAUUGUGAAGAAAGAUUCAGAUCCAUUUGCAGUUCCAUCUUCCGCUGCUACCAAGCUCUAUCCAUUCUCCAGUCUGCACAUGCUCAGCGCGUCGACCACGCCCACUGAAGUGACAUCAUCACCGCGGACACAGUUCAAUUCUCCAUUCCCCAUGACACCGUCCAGUAUUGAUUCCGGUAUAUCGCUAAAAACCCACAGCAGCACUAUUCUAAGUCCUGAUGGAAGACGAAAACAUUCGCAAUCCUUUUCCCUCCCUCGUAUCCCGAACACGCCCCCUCCUCCCCUACCCCCAGAGGAACAAGCGCCCCCUCUACCCCCUCAAGAUUCAACUGCUCCUCCACCGCUCCCCCCGUUACCGCCGGUUACCAAAGGGGGUGGGGCAAUCGAAAACAUCAGCUCGGACGAAGACGACAACAAAAUCGAAGCUCUAUCUCCAGUGAGUGAAAUAACCCAGAAAGACGCUUUUGGUAAUCCACACACCUUUGAUCCCUCACUCGGUUUAAAAUCACUCCUUGCCAGAAAAAUGGACGGUAGCAAUGUUAUAUCAUCUCCAUCUGGUGGACUUACUUCCAACUAUGAAAUAGAAGUCGAAGAAAUCUCAGGAGACGAAUCUCCAGUGAUGGUCUAUUUCGAACCGCUGGAAGUUGAGUGUAUUUCAGAUGAUGAUGAGAUAGGCGGUGAUGAUAUGGAAGUGUGCUCGGAUGAUGAAAGCUCUAAUGUGAUUGAAGUCAAUGUGAAAGCCUCCAUCUUUCCAGCACAAGAGCCGUUGUUGCCCCCUCCACGCAUGAUAUUCCCACACCCGGGGUUUUUCCUCGAUCCGUUUCGCCCACACCUUCCGUUCCUCCCACCACCCUCACAUCGUCACCACCCACACAUCCCUCCUGGUGGUAUGAUUGGUCCCCAUUUUCCCUCCCCACCGCCUCCUCGUCCGUUCCUCGAAGACCACAUACCCCAGGCCAACGGAUACUCGCGUAGACGCACAAACUUUGCACCGAGUCGAUUGCUAAGCAAAGCAAAACUGUUUCGAAAUCUUCCCUCUCCAAGAAACAAAAAAGAUGGCAUUAGUCAGGACGUGUUGUUCAAAGCUUUGGAUCAGUUGCGGAUGAUUGUGCUGAAUGAUGUACAGAAGAAGAUAGUUGAGAGCUCUGCCUACCCAGUACUGGACAGCCACUGGGAGAAGAGACAGAAGGAGAAACAAGCCUUGUCAGAUAAGACCACUCAAGAGAGCAGCACUACUGAUAAAGAGAAGACCUCACAACCUUUGCAACCCUAUCGUCGUAUGCUUCCAGGUAUGAAGGUGAAGACAGACUCGGAUAGAGAGCCAGAGGAAGUGGGCGGGGAUAAGGAUGACGCAGAGGAUGAGGAGGAGCCUUCUCUGCCCACCCCCCGGAAGAGAUUGAUGAACUUCAAGAUCCCACUAGUUCGUGGCGUAGGUCAGCGGAGAGGUCAGUCCGCCACUGUGAUCAGACGGAGGCUAUUUGGUGGGAAAGAAGAGCCACAGUCCAAGUCUCAGAAAGGUCUCCCACCAUCAAAGACUUAUGAUGAGUGCUCAGAUAUCAGUAGCGCUGAGGACUUUAGCUCUGGCUCAGACGAGGACAGUGACAGGUCAUCAGAUGCUGGCAGCUGGAACAGUGACAGGGACUCCAGUACAGAGCCAACCAUCAAUGACAGAGAAAAAGAAUAUCGUGCCAUAUUUGGAGACUCGAGUGACAGUGAUAACUUCGAAAAUUUCGUAACUACUCAGAACAAAUCGAACAAACGACGCCAUCCCUCGGGUAACCAUAGCGACGAGUCCAUUGAGGAUACAGCUCCUCCAAAAAAGAAGCGAGCAGGAAUCAAAUUGAAAGGAAAAACGCCGAAAACUCGAAAGAAACAGCAACGAAAAGGACACGAUUUUGCAACAGAUGAUGAGCAACCGACAUCAUUGGACAAAGAAAAUCUGGAAAGAAUUGACCGAGUCAUCAAGCAAGGUCAUCCACCGAAACCCAAAUACAAGAAGCGAACGGAAAUUGCUGAAGAGGCGAUAUUUGUUGAGUACUUGAGUGUUGGCCCAGGCAAGGAGGAUGUGCAGAUGUUCAAGCUGGCACUAGCACGGCUGAUAGGAGAAGGGGAGGAGCUUGUGACGGGAGUGCACUGGGCACACUAUCCUGAUGCACCUCGUCCUCUCAAACGAGAGCCACCCACCAAAAGAAGGCGUGGCACUGUCUCUGGUGAACCCGCAGAUCAUGUGACAGGAUGUGCUCGCUCCGAGGGCUACUAUAAGAUUACCAUGAGAGAGAAGGUCAAGUACCUCCCACACCAUCGACUCAAGAAUACAACACAAAGGAGCUCAGAUGUCAAGAGUAAGAGCAGUGGUCGAGUGAACAGGGCCAACCAGAGGAAGUUGGCCUCUCUCUUCAGUGCUGGGGACGUAUCCAGUGACCUGGCCAAGUACAACCAACUCAAGGCAAGAAAGAAGCAGCUCAAGUUUGCCAAGUCCACUAUUCACAAUUGGGGCCUCUUUGCGAUGGAGAGUAUAGCAGCUGACGAGAUGAUCAUUGAGUACGUAGGUCAGAUGGUACGACAAGCCGUGGCAGACGAGAGGGAGAAGAGAUACGAGGCAGCUGGUAUAGGAAGCAGCUAUCUGUUCCGGGUGGACCAUGAUUACAUCAUCGAUGCCACCAGACAAGGGAACCUGGCUAGAUUCAUCAACCAUUGCUGCGAUCCCAACUGUUACGCCAAGGUGAUCACUGUUGGAGUUCUAAAGAAGAUUGUUAUCUACUCCAAGAGGGACAUUGCCUUAGGAGAAGAGAUCACGUACGACUACAAGUUCCCUAUAGAAGACGAGAAAAUCCCGUGCCUAUGUGGAGCACCGAUGUGCCGAGGGGCAUUGAAUUGAUCAUGUGCUGAGCUCUAUGUUGUCAUGUGACUGACUCUCAUAUACUGAUUGCUAUAUAUAUUGUCAUGCAGAUUACCUCAUGCUCAGCAGCAUGCAUACAGUGGCUCUCAUCUGCGUGGUUUGUAUGGUCAUUUCUAUUAAUAAAACACCUCACCAUUAAAAUUGUAUUAUA